AUGGACAAUGCCACCUUGUUGUUUGACACUCCCCUGGGUGGUGAGCCUUUGGGCUGCAUCUCCUUUGAGCUGUUUGCAGACAAAGUUCCAAAAACAGCAGAAAACAUUCAUGCUCUGACCACUGGGGAGAAAGGAUUUGGUUAUAAACAUUCCUGCUUUCACAGAGUUAUUUCAGGAUUUAUGUGCCAGGGUGUGACUUCACCACACCCUAAUGGCACUGGCAGUAAGUCCAUAUGUGGGGAAAAAUUUUAUGAGAAUUUGAUCCUGAAGCAAAUGAGUCCUGGCAUCUUGUCCAUGGCAAAUGCUGGACCCAAUACAAAUGGUUUCCAGUUUUUCAUCUGCACUGCCAAGACUGAGUGGUUGGAUGACAAGCAUGUGAUCUUGGCAAGGUGA
This is a messenger RNA of Zalophus californianus (California sea lion), 393 nucleotides long. Its product is annotated as peptidyl-prolyl cis-trans isomerase A-like. NCBI's taxonomy places the organism in Eukaryota, Metazoa, Chordata, Mammalia, Carnivora, Otariidae. The coding region runs from base 1 to 393 and encodes 130 amino acids. The record is from RefSeq and is a predicted model, not a curated record. Gene Ontology annotation, molecular function: peptidyl-prolyl cis-trans isomerase activity. The transcript has a single exon. Gene Ontology annotation, biological process: protein peptidyl-prolyl isomerization.